GGAGAAACGGAGGAGUAGAGAAACAAGCAUUAUGUGCGGCGCCCCCUGCAGCCCCGGUUCCCGGCGAGGUUCAAUCCGGGGACAGACCGCCGAGUCGACCCAGGCUCGAAUGAAUACCGUUUACCUCGCUUUACUACAUGUACGGACUCAACCUUUGACAUUUGAUCCGGCCUGUCCGCAUUGGCAAGCGCCGAGAGGCAUUGUUUGUUCAUCGGCGACUUCACCGGCUCGAGACCUCACCGGAGAGACUCUGCGUUGGAUGGCAACCAAACCACCAACACCUGGCACUUCGCCAGAACUCUCGACGUCGGACUCCCUGACUGAGUGUCGUGAUAGCGCCCUUUCGGACGGCAACCUCAGCUCCUUAUCAACCAACGCCUCUACGGCAGACAUAAACGAUUUCGAUGCGGCUCAUGGCUCCA
This is a messenger RNA of Parathielavia appendiculata, 422 nucleotides long. RefSeq lists its product as uncharacterized. The transcript is spliced from 2 exons. NCBI's taxonomy places the organism in Eukaryota, Fungi, Ascomycota, Sordariomycetes, Sordariales, Chaetomiaceae. The annotation marks the transcript as partial. The record is from RefSeq and is a predicted model, not a curated record.